Molecule: messenger RNA, 1092 nt
Organism: Rhododendron vialii
Lineage: Eukaryota; Viridiplantae; Streptophyta; Magnoliopsida; Ericales; Ericaceae
Product: putative disease resistance protein RGA1
Exons: 3
Coding region: 1-1092 (363 amino acids)
Biological process (GO): defense response to other organism
Molecular function (GO): ADP binding
Source: RefSeq, a predicted model, not a curated record
AUGAAACAAUGCCCUCCGGAGUUGGUGGACAUCGGUAAGCAAAUCGCAGAAAAAUGUAAAGGACUACCACUCGCGAUUGUCACAAUAGCUGGCAUUCUAGCAACGGAAGACAAGACACUUGACGUGUGGGAGGAAGUUGCCAAAAAUUUCAGUAUGACCAUUGCCAAAAAACAGGAGGGCUGCAUGGAGAUACUAGAACUUAGUUACAAUCACUUGCCUCUUCAUUUAAAAGGGUGUUUUCUUUAUAUUGGAGCACACCCCGAAGAUUAUGAAAUCCCCAUACGCGAGUUGAUAUGGUUAUGGAUAGUAGAGGGAUUUAUUCAGCAAAGUGAGGGGGGGAAAAGCUUGGAGGAUGUAGCAGAAGAUUACUUAAUCGGUCUUAUUGAUAGAAGUCUCGUAAUGGGUGUUGCAUUUCAUCCCGCUACAAGCCCAGGAAUGAUAGAAAUAGGAGAUCUAGUUCAUUUGAGAUACUUAGCAACUAGGUUAUAUAGCUGGUGGGGCGAAGCACUAGAAUGUUGUUUUCACUACCUCUCUAAUGUAGAAACUCUCAACCUCCAAGCUUCAUCAAACGAGGGUACGAUUCCAUUGCCUCGCAAUAUAGUUAAGAUGGUUGAGUUGAGGCAUUUAUACAACAAGGGGAAUCUGUUGGAUAGCUUACAGACCUUGCACGGAAUGUGUACUUGUGAGCAUUGCCUCCGUUUCUUGAAAAGGACUCCCAAUCUUAGGAACCUAAAACUUAUUGACGGUCUGCAUUUUGAAGGGGAUGAUGUUUUGACACUCCCCGGCCUGGAGUUCUUAAAAUGCCUUGAGACACUAACUGUCAUUACAAGUUCCAAGAGGCUGCGCGUGACAAGCACUGGUCUGAAGUUUCCUCCGACUCUUAUGCGGCUAAAUUUGUGGCGUACGCACUUGAAGUGGGAGGAGCUGUCAAUAAUCCUCCAAACCUUGCCAAGGCUUGAGGUUCUCAAAUUAUUAGAGGGCGCUUGUGUGGGACCAGUUUGGAACACAAGUGAACUUGAGGGGUGGUUAAUUAUCUCAACUCAAGUACUUGAGGUUAUAUCAUCUGGAUAUCAAGGAGUGGAAUGCUUCUGA